Molecule: messenger RNA, 1497 nt
Organism: Diaporthe citri
Lineage: Eukaryota; Fungi; Ascomycota; Sordariomycetes; Diaporthales; Diaporthaceae
Exons: 1
Coding region: 1-1497 (498 amino acids)
Biological process (GO): tricarboxylic acid cycle
Molecular function (GO): acyltransferase activity, acyl groups converted into alkyl on transfer
Source: RefSeq, a predicted model, not a curated record
AUGGUCGCCAUCAGCAAGCGUCCAUCCCUGACCGUUGUCGACAACCGCACGGGGAAGACAUACGAGGUCCCCAUCAAGAAUAACUCCAUCCUCGCGACCGAUUUCAAGAACAUCAAGGCCCAGGCAGAUGGCAACAGAGCAGAAGAUGAGACCGAGCAGGGGCUCCGUGUCUAUGACCCGGCGUACAUGAACACAGCCGUCGUCCAGAGCAAGAUCACCUACAUCAAUGGCCUGGACGGUAUUCUGAGAUACCGGGGCUACCCCAUUCAGCAGCUCGUCGACAAGAGCAACUUCCUCGAGACCGCAUUUCUGCUCCUGUACGGAGAGCUGCCGACGACUUCCCAGGCCCGGAACUGGCAAAAUGAGGUCAUGCACCACACCUAUGUCCACACGGACAUCGAGGAGAUGUUCAAGUCGUUCCGGUACGACUCACAUCCAAUGGCCAUGAUGACAUCCGCUUUUGCAACCCUCGGUGCCUUUGCCCCAGAGUCAAACCCCUCGUUGGCCGGACAGAAGCUGUUCACAAAUGCUGCGUCAGGGGACAUGGAGUCACUGAAGCUGCUCGACAAGCAAAUCCUGAGGAUUAUCGGAAAGGCGCCGACCUUGGCAGCUGCUUCGUAUAGGAUGCGCCAAGGCCGGCCGUUCAACCGACCUGCUCACGGGUUGUCCUACUCCGGCAACUUCCUAUACAUGCUCGACAAUCUCUCAGGCAGUGAAUACCAGCCUCACCCCGUCCUGGAAAAGGCCCUGGAUGCGCUGUUCAUAAUCCACGCCGACCACGAGGUGAACUGCUCUACCGCGACCGUCUUGCAAGUCGGGAGUUCUUUGGUCGACCCCUACUCCGUAGUCGCAGCCGGAUGCGCUGCGCUAUAUGGACCUUCGCACGGAGGAGCUUCAGAGAGCGCCAUCCGCAUGCUGAUGGAGAUUGGCUCCCCCGAGAAUGUCCCGGCCUUUAUGGAGAAGGUGGAGAAGCGAGAACGCGUCUUGGUCGGCUUCGGCCACAGAGUCUACAAGAACGUCGACCCGCGGUCAACGGCGAUCCGCCAGCUCGCGGAGCAAGUCUUCAAGGUCACAGGCCGAAACAAGCUCCUCGAUACGGCCUUGACACUCGCGGACUAUGCGAGGAAGAGCGAGUUCAUGAAGAAACGAAACCUCUAUCCAAACGUGGACUUUUACUCCGGGCUGAUUUACCAAGCAAUGGGCUUCCCCCUCGAUUUCUACCCCGUCCUGUUUGCUGUGCCACGAUGCGUGGGGUGGCUCGCUCAUUGGAGGCAGCAGAUGCUGAACCCGUCGGGUGUGAAGAUUUGGAGGCCAAGACAGAUCUACCUCGGUGAGGGCGAGAGGGACUACGUUGAGGCGGACAAGAGGAGGGAGAAGUCCGGAGGCACCAUCUUCGAUGGCCCUGUUGCUGUCGAGCACGGUGGUGACAGCAAGAGGAAUCAGCUUGCCACUUACAAGGAUGAGCGCGGUCAGCCGCGGACGAAGAGCAAGUUGUGA